Danio aesculapii is the source of this 2116-nucleotide messenger RNA. RefSeq names its product trypsin like peroxisomal matrix peptidase 1 (gene tysnd1). The record is from RefSeq and is a predicted model, not a curated record. The coding region runs from base 184 to 1758 and encodes 524 amino acids. Gene Ontology annotation, cellular component: peroxisome. The transcript is spliced from 4 exons. Gene Ontology annotation, molecular function: serine-type endopeptidase activity. NCBI's taxonomy places the organism in Eukaryota, Metazoa, Chordata, Actinopteri, Cypriniformes, Danionidae. Gene Ontology annotation, biological process: regulation of fatty acid beta-oxidation; protein processing.
GGAGAUAAGUUUAACGCUUAUUAAAUUACAUUGCUGCUAAAAAUUUAAAGACGAAUACGAUAUUUGUUGCAACCCCAAGCAGUUGCUUACGACAAACUAUAAGUUAGCAUGUUUUUUUAUUUGACAUUUGUGUAUUGAACUAACUUAUAUGUUUACUGUGGCAGUUAAUCCGGUUAAUUGAAAAUGAAUACAGCAGAAGAAGCAUGUUGUGUUGUCACAGUAUCCGAACAGCCCUUCACACCUGGAUCAGAGGAUAAAGCCUCGAGCUGCAGUGGAGUUUUUCUACAUUUCCAGUCGGGGAUUGUUGUCUGCAGUGGCAUUGUGUUUUCACGCUUUAUAAACGACACACAGCCCAUAAAGAAAGACACAAAGAUAUUGUACCCUGAAAGUUUCAAAAAGAAAACAAAAGUGUAUAUAGAUUACACUCACUUUUGCGCAAACCAGACGUGUGAGACGGACAGACGCAAAACGAGCCGUCAAGAAGCUCAUCUGGUAAUGUUGAUCAACUGUCUGGAGUUUCAAGAUGCGUUUCACAAAAUCUUCAAGGGGCCAGGAAACUGGGACUUUUACAGUGGUGGUUUAGAUACAGAAGUACUAGAAGACUCGAGGUUUUUAACUUGGUUUGCACUUUUAAAGUUGCCAACUUCACCCAAAUGCCCAUUUAAAGAGACUAUUCCAUGGAUGAGGAGUGGCACUCUCAAAAAAGGAUGCCAUGUCAUCGCAUGCGGGUCUCCGUUUGGUGGUCUCUGUCCUGACCUCUUCAUGAACACCAUUAGCAAAGGUAUAGUUAGUAAUCUGGCAGGAGAUGAGAAUGCAUUGAUCCUGACUGAUGCCCGCUGCUUGCCUGGCACUGAAGGAGGCGGUGUGUUUAUAAACAAAGGUGGCAGGUCUUACCUUGUGGGUUUGAUCGCUUCACCGUUGUGCUGGAAGUCUGAGGAAUGGAUUGGACUGACUCUCGUGUGUUCUGUUCAUCUUAUUUUGAAAAAUAUGCUUCAGGCUGGAGGCUUCAUCAAGGAGACACUGACUAGUGUGUCCUCACAGUUGGUCAAAGGCUCUCUGCAACCACCAUUAACUGCAAACCGAGAGUCAGGGUUGGAGGUUUACCCAGGAGUUGUGCUUGUCGAGACUGGUUGGCUGUGGGGUUCUGGCGUGCUGCUGAACCAGAAUCUCGUUCUGACAUGCAGGCACGUGGUGGAUGAGAAGUCUGAGCUUACUGUAAAAGUUAACCGCGGAGGAAGAUUUCACACAGUACGUGGUAAGGUGUUGUAUUCAUCAGUGGUAUCAUCUCCAUAUGAUAUUGCCAUAGUGGAGCUUCAGGAGGCCCUGGCAGAUAAAAGAAGACCACAGUUUACCAAACACUUUCACACAGGUGAGGAUGUAGUUGUUGUGGGUUAUGGAGCUUUAGGGAGCCGCUGCGGCCCAUCACUGACCUCAGGGAUCUUAUCCAGAGUCAUUACCCAUCAGUCUCAGCCUGUGAUGCUGCAGACCACGUGUGCAGUGCAGUCAGGAGCCAGCGGAGGCGCUGUGAUUCGUUCUGACACUGGGGAAUUACUAGGUAUUGUGUCCAGCAACACUCGAGACUACGCAGCAAAAGUGACGUAUCCGCACCUGAACUUCAGCAUCCCGGUGACCCUUCUAGAGCCUCUGCUGAGACGCUUUGCUCAAACUGGAGACGCUGCUGUGUUUAAUGUCUUAGACAGUGCAGAGGAGGAUGUCAGGAAGGUAUGGAGACUACAAAACAUUCAGAGCAAGCUUUAGUCAGUCUCCAAAAUAUACUACUAAUAAAAUAAAUAUACAGAUGGUAUAAACUGUGAUGCUUAUAGAAAAAAUGAAUUGAAAAGCGAUAUAAGUAUAUUUAAACAAUAACGUUAUGCGUUUAAGUUUGAUUUAAGCUUUAAGAAAAUCAGACUUCAAUUCCUUUUACUGCCUAAACUGAUUUUUUUUUUGUUUAGAGACAUGCAAGUGAUCAUAAUGACUGGUCAGUGUAGGUUAAAAAAUGCUGUUGACAUUCUUCAGCCACACACAGUUGAAUGUAUUAUUUCAUAUAAUGAUUUAGGAUAAAAAUGUUUAUAAAUUCUUAAACAGUUUAACUAAAUAAAAAUAUGUUUGUUCAAAA